Molecule: messenger RNA, 3083 nt
Organism: Thamnophis elegans (Western terrestrial garter snake)
Lineage: Eukaryota; Metazoa; Chordata; Lepidosauria; Squamata; Natricidae
Product: tripartite motif-containing protein 15-like
Exons: 8
Coding region: 117-2216 (699 amino acids)
Molecular function (GO): zinc ion binding; protein binding
Source: RefSeq, a predicted model, not a curated record
GAGGCAGCUCGGCCAAUCGGGUCCCCCGCCGGAAGGUGCCUCGCGCCGUCUCGGGCGAAAGAGAGCGGCAUCGUGCGCGGUCGGUCAGUCGGCUGGCAGGCAGGCAAGCGGGCAUCAUGAGCGCAGGUCUGGGAGGGAUGACGGCGGAGCAGCUCUUGCAGCAGAGGCUCCUCCGGAGCCGCCUGCGAAGCUCGCAGCACGCGGGCCUGGGUAUGGGAGGCCCGAUCCCGCCGCCGCUGCUACAACAGCCUGGCCCGCCAUGCCUGCUCUCGCCUCCUUCGCCGCCCGACUCCCCGCCGCCCGGCACGACGCCCGCCGAGAUCCCCGCCGGCCCGCGUUACCCGAGCGAGACCUGGUGCUCCUUGUGCCGCGUCUACUGCCCGGAUCCAGUGUGCCUUCCCUGCGGGCACAACUUCUGCACCGCCUGCAUCGGGCAGCGGCUGGGCGAGCCCAAGAUCAACAUCUCCUGCCUGGAAUGCGGCGCCAGCGCCCGCAAGAGGAACCUCCGGCCCAUCAAGCCGCCGCCGCUGUUGGCCAACCUGGUGGUGGAGAGGCCCAAGCGGCAGAGGCUCGACUCCUUCACAGGGGUCGCGGCGGCGGCAGCUGCCGCAGCAGCAGCCGCCGCCACACUAGUCCCUCCGAGCGCAGCCGUAUUGCCAGCAGCAGCAGCGCCUCCGGUGGUGGCGGCGGCGACGGUGGUGCCCGCUCCAACCAUCGUCCCUCCGGCGCCCGUGGUCUCAAGGCCCGCGACCCCGCCGCCUCGGUCGCCCACGCCCCCGCCGGCCACCCCUCCGCUGCUCCCUCUCGCGCCGUCCCCGGCCCCUCCCUCCACCCCGCCGCCGGCCCCUCUGCCCGUGGCCUCCCCGACCGGGAAAAGGGCGCCCAUCGCGCCCGUGGGAGUCGCUGGAGACGGGAUCGGCGAGAGGCUGUGCGAAAUCCACCAGGACGUGCUGCAGUUCUUCUGCGAGGAGGACCAGAUGCCCAUUUGCGCCCACUGCGACCGAUCCCAGGAGCACCGCGCCCACACCAUCUUCCACGUCCAGAGGGCAGCCCGGGAUUACAGGCCAUUUUUAUUUAUUCAGGAGCGAGUUAAGGCACAGUUAGAAACUCUGAAGCAGGAAAAGAAUAAUCUGUGGAGUCAGAAGCUGACAGGCGAGAAGAAAAUCCAAGAAUACACGGAAAAGGUUGAAACCGAAAGGAAGGACAUCGUCACUGAGUUUGAACAGUUGCAUCAGUUCCUGAAAGAACAGGAGGAACGCCUGCUGACCCAGCUGGAAGAGCUAGAUAAAGACCUAGAGAAGCAGAAAGAUGACAUGAUGACCAAAAUCUCAGAAGAACUUUCCCGUCUUGGUGAUGUCAUCACUGAGAUGGAGGUGAAGUGCAAGCAACCGGCGAGUGAAUUUUUGCAGCAAACAUCCGAUGUUCCACCUCAGGGAUCACAGGACAUUAAAAAAAACAUGGACAGAUGCACCGCAGAACAGUUCCCGUCGGCUGAGGAAGCGACAUCCAAGCUGGCAGAGCGACUGGAGUUGUUGUCACGGAAAGGGAUGGUUCUAAAGGAAACUAUGAAUAAAUUUCAAGAUAAUGUGACAUACGCCAUCGAGAGAACAGACACUAUGAAAUCACUGAAUGAUAAAGGAACUUUUGAUCUGGAUUUCUCAAGUGCUCUUCUGCCUCUGGACCAAAGAAAUGCAGGAGAUGGAGAAUCUCGGCACCGGCUGCCUGCCUUACAUUAUGUCCCUGACACCCCCCAAAGAUUGGAUUCCAGAGCUCUGGUUCUGGGCUGUGAUGGGUUCACCUCUGGGAGAUACUUUUGGGAAUUGGAAGUGGGCGAUGGGGAAUUCUGGGCAGUGGGGGUCACCCGAGAUCCUUCCAAGAAGAAGGGGAUGAUGGACUUUAGCCCAGAGGAGGGGAUCUGGGCUGUGGGGCUUUGGAAGGGCCAACACUGGGCCCUCACUUCCCCUGUUACGGCUUUGUCUCUGAGCAAAAACCCCAAAAGAAUCCGAGUGUCCUUGGACUACGUGGGGGAAUGUGUGACCUUUACCGAUGCAGACACGGAGGACCCCAUCUUCACGUUCCCACCAGCUUCCUUUAAUGGGACACGUGCCCAUCCUUUGCUGUGGGUAGUAGGUUUCCCAGCCCAGACUGUGUUUCUGAGGCGCAUGGGUGUAAAAUACCCAGUUGGGGUACAGGAAAUGGAUAUGAUGAGUCCAUAAGUUUAAGUAUCCACCGUACCCAGAAGAAAAAAUUACAGAUCACUAAACCUGCCAGCUCAGAGCAGGGUGUUGAGCCAUUUUGAUUUAAUGAAAUUGGAAAGAUUGAUUGUUUUAUUGCCGCCUUGUGUACCGUAGAAUGUGACAUGGAAGCAGAACGGCUCUCCUUGCACACCAAGGCCUUAAGACUGUUGCCCCUGGGGAACAAAGGAAGAAUUACAAAGAGCAGGGAGGCUGGCUUGGCCUUCCUGACAUAAUAUCCCUUUUAGGACAUCCUCUUUCACCAAGGGAUCAAGGUGACCCCUUCUUAGCGCUAGGCUCGAUCUUUUUUUUCAUUUUGAAAAAAAAAGAGAAGAAAAUUAGCUAUUAAAUUUCCCAUUUUUAGUUCCUUCUCAAUCAGUUCAUAUUUUGCAUUUUGAUGAUUUUACUUUAAAAAUGGCUGCAUGUAUUUCGGCUGCAAUACCUAGCAGCAUGUAUUCCUUUGAAAGGAAAGGCUUUAACUCUGUCCUUUGUGCUGGAGAAAUGUUUUUGUUUGAGAACCACACGUACAUUUUGGCCGCCCCUGGGUCAGAGAUCCUAAAUUGAAGCACUGAAGUCUUGGCAUCUAUGGCAGCUUUGACUGGACCGUCCUUCCUCUACAUCUGUAGGGUCUUCCCUUUUGCUGCCGUUCUCCGAAACUUGAUUAUAAUCUUCCCAGUCUUCAGUCUGAUUCUGGAGAUGAAAUGGACAGAUGUUUGUGCCAUAAUAAUAACCUGGAUGCUCUGGUUUAAUAGAUGAAAUGCAAUGUCUGAAAGAUAUGUAAAAGGAACCCUGGGGUUAUGGUUGAUGCCUACUGAAUAUACAAAUCAUAAUAAAGACUGUUAGUAUGUU